Trichobilharzia regenti is the source of this 1027-nucleotide messenger RNA. The record is from the annotation of a GenBank genome assembly. Lineage: Eukaryota; Metazoa; Platyhelminthes; Trematoda; Strigeidida; Schistosomatidae.
UCAGCGACUCAGGGAUUGACUUGCUACCGGGGAAUAAUCUCGUUGACUUGGAAUAUGCAGACGAUAUAGUCCUUCUAGGCGAAGACGCUGACGAAAUGCAGAGUCUUCUAAACACCUUGAGCCGCAAUCUACGAAUGUUUGGCAUGCGAUUCGCUCCCGCCAAAUGCAAGAUGAUGUUACAGGACUGGACUACAUCGACGCCUAGUUUAAAAAUAGGAAGUGAAGUGGUAGAGCACGUUGACCGCUUCACUUAUUUGGGAAGUACCAUCAGCCACCAACGGGCUGAUCUCUGACGAAAUCUCAGCACGAAUACAAGGGGCUCGUUUCGCAUUUGUUAGUUUACGCCGACUCUGGCGUAGACGAGAUGUUCGACUAUCGACCAAAGGGCGGGUGUACUGCUCAUCAGUCCGCUCCGUCCUCCUUUAUGGUUGUGAGACCUGGCCACUGAGAGUGGAAGACAUGAAAAGACUAGCUGUCUUUGAUCAUAGGUGCCUGCGUUCUAUUUCCCGUGUAAAGUGGCAUAAUAAGGUGAGCAACAUGGAGGUUAGGCGUAGAGUUCUAGGUAAACAGGGGAAAUCAAUCGACGAAGUCGUGAAGCUACAUCGACUGAGAUGGUUAGGACAUGUGUUACGUAUGCCAAGUCAUCGCCUCCCUCGACGAGCAAUGUUAGCGGAUAUAGGGUCAGGCUGGAAAAAAGCUAGCGGCGGUCAAACAAAAACUUGGCAUCAGUCAAUGAAAUCCACAACAGUUGGUCUUAGCCACGUAGAAAGGUGUAGACUUCCAGGCUGGGGUCCUCGGGACGGUAAAAAUCUAUGGUUGGAAACAAUUGGUGACAUGGCUCAAAAUCGUUCUCAGUGGCGCAGAUGCAUCCACUCCCUGUGACUUAUGAUCUUCAAUGAAACUGUUUUGUAUUUCUUUAUUACUCCUUUGUCUCACACCUCUGCUCACUGUUUCUAUUAUGCUUUUCUUGUACUUUCUUCUCUUGCUUCGCGUGCUACACGGAAUGUGGCGACUUGAACUUCCGCAC